Molecule: messenger RNA, 6685 nt
Organism: Lutra lutra (Eurasian river otter)
Lineage: Eukaryota; Metazoa; Chordata; Mammalia; Carnivora; Mustelidae
Product: cohesin subunit SA-2-like
Exons: 33
Coding region: 1844-5443 (1199 amino acids)
Biological process (GO): sister chromatid cohesion
Cellular component (GO): chromatin; cohesin complex; nucleus
Molecular function (GO): chromatin binding
Source: RefSeq, a predicted model, not a curated record
UGCUCAAAUCCUGCAUGGGGGUCCGAGUGCUGCCCCGGGGUCCUGAACCCUGGGUGGAGGUCUGAGGGUUGCCCCAGGGGUCUCGAACUUUACCUGAGGGGUUGAGUGCUGCCCUGCAGAUCCCUCCAGGGGAUCCCAUAUACUGCCUUGGGGCUGCGAGUGCGGCUCUGGGGAUCCCAGCCACUUCCUUGGGGGAGUCAGAGCUGUUCCGAGGGGUCCUGAAGUCUGCAGUAGGGUAUGGAGCCUGGCCGGGGAGUGGGGGGGUUCCUGAACAUGGCUUGGAGGUUCCGAAUUCAGCGGGGGUCGGGUGGGUGUCGUGAAGUCUGUGUUGGUCGUCCAAGUGUGGCACAGAGGUUCAGGUUCUGGGGUUCGAACCAGCCGUGGGGGGCCCGAACUCUGCCUUGGAUUCUUGUCCGGCCCCAGGGGUUCCAAAGUCUGGGUUGAUAGCCUGGGGUGUGGGCCAGGGGCUCCAGACCCUGCCUUGUGGGGGAGGGGGCAAGCGGAGCACCGUGAGUCCUGAGCCCUGCCUUGGAAGUCCUGUCCCAUCCCUGGGGGUCCGGAAGCCUGCCUUGGGGGCGGUAGGCAGGACUUAGGAGUCUGGAAGUUUGCCUGGCAGGACGGAGUCGCUCAGUGCUUGAGGGGUAGGGUCUCCGAGCGCGCCUCGGGCGUGGGAUGCUGACUCUGGGCUUUCCCGGGCUGCCUGGGGGCCUGACUGGCCUGGGAGGAUUCUGAAAGCUGAGCUGGUCGCCGGCGGGUGGCCCUGGGGGUCCCAGGAGUGCUUGGGAAUCAGAGCCUCCGGGGUGAAUGUGGUGUGGGGCAGGGUUGCACAGUCCCCGGGUCCGGCCAAGGGUGACGGGCGGCCUGGCUCCAGAGGGGCUCCCAUCCUGUUCAGACGGGGAUCUGUUCCGUAACCGGGAAAAAUCCCAAGCAGCUUGGGGUUGCAGGCAGUCACGAGGGGGUUUUCGUUCCUCCGGAACGUGGAAAUGUUCCUUUCGCGUGUGUGUGGAGUCUGUAGCGUCUGAAGUUUGGGGAGACGAUGGCAGGGGUCCUGGUUCCCAUCCCGGCAGGGCGGGAGAGGACGACGGUGGGACGUAGCCUGGAAGAGCCCAUGGGUGGCGAUGUGGGGGUGGGUGUGCUGCGUCGAGGUGGGAGAUGGCCCAGCCAAGGGACCACGGGGAGCAGAAUGAAAUGCAGAUGUGGGGCCCUGGUGUGCGACACGACGGGCAGAUGCAGACUGUGGACUCCGGGUCGCUCCGGAAGCCUGGGCUGGCCCUGGUUCCGGGACGCCAUCUCCCGGGGUGUGGAUUCAAAGUUGCCCUAAUGAGUGCACAAGUGUGUGGCUCGUGGGCUGUGUGUGUGGCUCUUUGUUCCUCCCCCACCCCCUCGUCCCGCUCCUCCGUCCCACGCCUGGAGACCGCCAGGCACAGGGGGUGUGGAUGAGGGAGUCCACGGGAAUACCCGGGGUCUUCUGUCCCUGGAGCGUGUCUUUGGAGGGCCUGGGUCUGAGAUGCUGGGGGGGCGCCCCUGUGCAGGGGGAGGCGGGCAGGACCUCACGCGGCCGCCCGGCGUGGUCCUUCUGCGCCACCUGGCGUUGGAUGUGGGCAGGUCCGCUCCUGCAGGCCCCGUCCUCUGGAGGAGAGGAGCUGCCCAGCUCACAUUUGCAGGGCUGCGUGGGGCUCUCCGCGGCACACGGCCCUCCCCGCUCUCCUCUGCUCGCCGUCCCGGCUGGAUCCCCGGCACCUGGAUCCCCGCACGGCACCGCACGCCCCCCCGCGAAGCCUGCCUUCCCCGCGGUUUCUAGGAGUGGGUGGGGGAGGGACGCGGCGAGGAUUAACGGCGGAUAAUGAGCGGAAGGUCUGGCCGAGCGGGGACGAAAGCCGUGUCGGGCGGCGGUGGCGGUGGCCGGGACCGCGUGUCGGUGCAGGAAGGACCCUCAGGGGGCCGGGAUGCUGGUGGGAGUGGACCCCGACGACGAGGGCGGCGUCCGUGCAGGAGGCUCAGGAAUCAGGCUGGCCAGUUCAUCUCCGUGGUGACCGUCUUUGAGGCACAGGGAGCGCCCUCGGGGGACCAGGAUGCCAGUGGACCCAGCUCCCGCCGGCGAGGGCGGCCGCCACGGAAGCACCGCAGGAAGAACGUGGCCAUCACCACAGAGGUGACCCUCUUUGAGAUGGUCGCCCUGGGGAAGAACUCCGUGCAGCAGACAGCUGUCGAGGAGUGGGUGCGGUCCUACAAGGAGGACCGGGAGCUGGCCUUGCUGGACCUCAUCAGCUUCUUUGUCCAGUGCUGUGGCUGUGAAGGGAUGGUGACGGCUGAGUUGUACCAGAGCAACGAAGGCAAGAAAGUGGUGCACAAAAUGACAGAGAAGUUUGACCAGGAGACCGGGCUGUAUUACAAGAAGUUUCUGGCUUACCCCUGGAUCCUGACCAUCAUGUGGCCCGAGAAACUGCAAAACGACUUUUACCCCAUCGUGGGGCCAGGGCCUUUCUGGAAGAGGUUUCGGGUGAACUUCUGCGAGUUCACGGAGCUGCUGGUGCACCAGACACACUCCUCGGUGCUGUGUGACGGCCACCUCAUGGACACGGUGAUCGGCAUGCUCAGUGGCCUCACAAACUCGGCCGUGUACAGCCUGCGGCACACCAGCUCCCUGGCCGCCAUGAAGCUGCUGACGGCACUGGCCAGCGUGAACCAGGGCAUCUGCACGGGCAGGCGCACGGCCCAGCGGUUGUACGAGAUCGAGAGCAUCACUAAGCUCAAGGGGAGGCACAAGUACUACAUGGAGCUGCUGGACCAGCGCAGGCACGAGUUCCAGAACAAGCCCACGGCCAUCGACAACAUCAUCUGUGCGCUCUUCAAAAGGACGUUUGUGCCCCGCUACCGCGACAUCAGCUCGGACAUCCGUGUGAUCUGCAUGGGGGAGCUGGGCUGCUGGGUCAGGCUGUACCCAGACCUGUUCCUGGACAACAACUACUUGAAGUACAUCGGCUGGAUGCUGUACGACAAGGACGCGAGCGUGCGCAUGAAGUGCAUCCUGGCGCUGAAGGCGCUCUACGAGAAGAGGGAGUCGGCCAUGAAGCUCGGCCUUUUCUUCUACAAGUUCAAGAAACGGAUCCUGUCGAUGACGCAGGACAGGCAGCCGGAAAUCACGUCCGAGUGCAUGCAGCUGCUGAGGCUCAUAUCCGAGCACUACGUGGGCGUGUUCUCCACCAUGGAGUACGUCUUCCUGUUCCAGUUUGUGUACGCGGCCUACAGACCCAUGGCGACCGCCGCGGGCGAACUCAUCUGUAAGAGGCUCCUGGCCCCUCCGCCCCACGAAGGUUUCUUUGCUCAAGAGCCCCCUGACGAGUUUGAUAGAAACCUCCAGAACAUGAAGGCGCUCAUCGACUUCUAUCUGCAGGGCGAGUUCCACAGACAUGUCCCGUACCUGGUGGACGGCCUGUGGGAGGCAGCGCCCGCCCUGGUCCGGAACUGGGAGUGCAUGACGGCCCUGCUGCUGGAGCCACGUGGCGGGCGCCAAGCCCUGACCAGCCAGCAGGAAAGAGUGCUCAUUGAGAUCCUCGUGGCCGCCGUGAGACAAGCCGCAGAGGGGCGUCCACCUGCCGGCCGGCGCCUGGGCAAGAAAGCCGCCAGGGAGGUGGACGGGACCCGCCGCUGGCGUGAGCAUGCCAACAUGAGCCGACACUUUGCCAAGGCACUGCCCCGGCUGCUCUCCAAGUUUGCAGCGGACAAAGAGAAGGUGACCCCCCUCCUGCAGAUCCCACAGUAUUGCAACCUGGACGUGUAUGACAUGGAUGGCCUGGGCUCGUACCUGGACGCGGCGCUGCUGGAGCUGGACUGCCUGGUGCAGCGGCACUCGGACGUGGCGGUGCUGGAGGCCUGCGCCCGCGCCUACGGCACGUACUGUGAUGAAGGGGGCUCUGCGCACGGCCAGGCCGCCCCCGCCUGCAGCCGGCUGGUGGACAUGCUGGUGGACGCGCUCACCCCGCUGCUGGACGUGUUCAUCCAACAUGAGAAGCAGGGCCUGUUCCUUGGACACGGUGAGAUGGGGCGGAUCUGCUCCACGCUGCGGAGACUGGCUGCCUUCUACAGUGCACAUGACCUGAGCAGCUGGAAUCUGUAUGAGAAGAUGGACAGCCUGCUGACUUUCCGCCGGCACCAGGGCAGCCUGCCCACUGAGGUUGUCCACUGUGCCCUCCAGUGCACCUACUAUGCGCUCCUGUGGCAGAUUGUCGCCGCUACGGACCGGCUGCCGCCCCAGGAGGCGCUCCUGGUCUUGAGGAAGAGGCUGCUGAGGUUCUGCCUGGUGUGCCGAGUGUACCUGAACCACCAGAGCAAGGUGCUGAGCGAGAAGGCCUUCAUCCUGCUGUGUGACCUGCUCCUCAUCCUCAGCCACCAGGGCCCUGAGGAGGACACGGGCCUGGGGCUGCUGUUCUUCGUCCCCGACCACGUCCUGCAGUGCAAGCUCCUCACCUUUGUCAAGGAGCACGUGUUCCUGGAGGAGGCCGGAGCUGCAGGGCCCAGCAGAGUGUACAAGGAGGAGGACGCGGAUGAGCUGCACGAGCUGUUCCACAGGAGAAACAUGCUGGCCGUGUUCUGUAAGCUCAUCGUCUACAACGUGCUGGAGAUGAGCGCGGCCGCCGACAUCUACCAGUUCUACCUGAAGCAUUACCAUCACUUUGGGGACAUCAUCAAGGAGACCAUGACCCGGACGAGGCAGAACGAUAGGCUUCGCAACGCGCUGUCCCUGCUCCUUUGUCUGCAGCAGCUGUUCCAGAAGCACGUGGACACGUAUGGCAUGGGCUACGACCCCAUCGAGUUCAUCUGCGGCCCCUUCUACUCCAUCCGGCUGUUGGCACGCCGCUUUGCGCUCACCCUCGGCUUUGACCGUGCCCGUGACGCGGCCCACCUGAUCCACAGGCGUGGGCUGGCGUUUGCCUUUUCCGAGUCCCCCGUGCCUGAAGAGGAGGAGGCCCGGCAGAGGUUCCCCAACCUCAGCUUCCUGCUGGUUCUGGCCGAGUUCUCCUGCAAGAUCCCCCCUGCAGAGCGACAAGCCGCACUCACCCACUUCCAGGACUCCAUCCCUGAGGGCCUGCCUGUGUUUGGGGAAGGGGACAUGAACCCCAUGCUCGUCUAUCGCAAGUCCCUGAUAAGGACAGACUACGUGGCCCAGGGGGAGGAAGAGCCCGCCGCCAACCCGUUUGACGCCAUAUGCAAAGACAGCAAGCGGCCCCAAGAGUUGCCCGUGGGGACGUGCUCCACCUGGACACCAGACACCCUGGCCAGCUCCAGCGCGGGGGACAGAGAGCCACGAAAUUCCUCCAAGGGCCAGAAGUCCAAGAGGGACGUCUUUGAUGUUGACUUCCUGUCAUCGGAGGACUCUGAGAACUCUUCCAACGAAGACGUGGACGUGGAGGGCAUCUCCGUCCACGAGGGCGCGUCGGACUAAAGAGGACUCGGGGCCUGUGGGACUCCGUCAGCAGUUCCAAGUUCCUCCUCGGUGGUCGACUUGAGUUCCUGGGCUUGGGGAGCCCGUGGCGUCCAGGUGUGGCUGACGCAGACCCCCGGGGCUCCAGGCGGACGGCAGUGACCCCCGCCUCCCGCACCUGCGCACUCCGGCCGCGUGUGAGGAGAGAGGGUCACGUGACCGUGGACUGGGGCCCCUGGGGUGCCCGCACCCCCCCCCCCAACCGACCCACCAGGUGCCUACCCGCCUGCGGCUUCUCUGGCGACCCCUGUGCUUGGCUGGAAGGUCCCGGAAGCCGCCUCGUCCACUGUGGACCACGGCGCCGGCCCCCCCGGCGGGCUUGCUCCUGUGUGGCGCGGCUCUGGCCGGACCGUCCGCGCUUCCUUUCCGGCUCAGGAUGCCGCGGCUGGGCGAUUCCCGGCGUCUGGUGCCCACAGCCCGCGGCCGGUGGUCGGCUCCGCUCCCGCACGCUCGGACAAACUGGCUGCGUCCGACGCGGGCUGGGCAGGACGCGCAUUGGCUGAGCCCGACGUGCUGGGGGCUCCGCGCCUCCGAUCCGUGUUGGUGCCAAACCGAGCUCUGGGCCACGGCGUGCACGAGGCUGCCCCGAGUGGACAUGCAGAGCGAGGCCGGGCCGCGGGGAGGACUCCGGCCAGUCAUGCCCGGGCAAGAAUGGCUCAGGAGCCGGAGGACCCGUGGGGGCGUCCUGUGGAGGACCCUGUGUAGACCUGGCCUGGGGGUCUUCUGUGUAGACGUGGGCCUAGGGAGCUCAGGCCUGCGCAGACCUGGGCCUGGCGGGUUGCCGUCCAGGAGGGACACGUGUGCCUCUGGCUGUCCCCUCCCCGGGACCGUGGCAGCUGCUGUGGGGGAGCAUAGCCCUUGACGGUGGCCUGGAGAACAUGGGUUGCCCGCGGGCAGGGCUCGGCGGGAGGGACACCCUGACAGACACUCCGGGCCCCACGGCCCGUGACCCUCGGCUGGACUUGCUGUGCCCCAGAGCCAUGCACACGGCGUGGUCUCCCGUGGUGUCACUGCCGUCUGUCCCCAGUAGCGUCCCUGCCUGGCAUCUGUGCCCUUUGUGAUCUCUGUGUGCUGUGUCUGUGUCGUGGGCUGGGCGAGCCGAGCCCAUCACAGAAAAUCCUUAAAUUCUUUAUUCGAAAAUACAAACGUGAUCUCGUAAAACAUUUUUAAACUGCUACACACACCAAAUAAAAGUUAACUUUA